GAAGACCGGCCGGCGGCAGCAUGAAGAUCUACUUCUGCGGCAGCAUCCGUGGCGGCAGGAGCGACGUGCUGGUGUACCAGACCAUAGUCCGGAAGCUCAACACCUUCGGAACCGUGCUGACCGAACACGUGGCCGGCGGCGAGCUGACAGAGAGAGGAGAAGAUGUUUCAGUGGAGGGAGACAAGUGGAUCCACAACCGGGACCUGGACUGGCUGACGCAGUGUGAUGUGGUGGUGGCUGAGGUCACGCAGCCGUCUCUGGGGGUGGGCUACGAACUCGGCUGGGCCUGUUCCAUGAAGAAGAAAAUCCUCUGCCUGUUCCGCCCGUCGUCAGGACGCACGCUGUCCGCCAUGAUCCGAGGAGCUGCUGAGCCAGAGCUGGUGCAGGUCCAGGAUUACAGAGAAGAGGAGGUCGAGCAGGUUCUGGACAGCUUCUUCAGUACGCUCAAAGUAGCCUGAAGCGCCUCGUAAUAAAAGCAAAAGAGUCACUUGU
Messenger RNA from Synchiropus splendidus (mandarinfish), 492 nucleotides. RefSeq names its product 2'-deoxynucleoside 5'-phosphate N-hydrolase 1 (gene dnph1). Gene Ontology annotation, molecular function: 5-hydroxymethyl-dUMP N-hydrolase activity. Bases 21 to 458 code for a protein of 145 amino acids. The record is from RefSeq and is a predicted model, not a curated record. The transcript is spliced from 4 exons. Gene Ontology annotation, biological process: deoxyribonucleoside monophosphate catabolic process. Gene Ontology annotation, cellular component: nucleus. NCBI's taxonomy places the organism in Eukaryota, Metazoa, Chordata, Actinopteri, Syngnathiformes, Callionymidae.